GUCAACAGUGUAGCCACAAGAGCUGUCAUUAUGAAAAAGUAAAUGUCUCAGUAAUGGAAUAAAAUCUAAUUUUCAAAAUUAUUUUUCCAAAUUAUGGCUGAAGAUGAAGCUGAGGCAACCAAGCCAGUGGAUAUAUACGAUGAAGAAUUCUAUACCAACUUAAAUAUUGCAAAAGUCCUUAUAGAUCAGCUUGGAAGACCUAGUGAUAAGCAAAUAUGCAGAAAAUGGAUUGGGAAACUUGUCGAAAUCAAUACACUCGACCCUGUAGUGAAAAAGAACCGAAAUGGGUUCUUCAAAUAUAUGUUGCAAAUUUUGAGGAAGGCUGUUAAAGAUUCUGCCUACACGAUUAAUAUUGAUGGGGAUCUUCAGGAAAAAAACGAUGACCACUACAUGUGUAAAUGGUCGAAAGACAAAAGAACGUACAUAGCCACGAAACCAAUCCCAGGUCAAGGUGCCUUAGUUUAUAUGGCCGUGGCUAAAGACCCCAGUUUGGGCUGGGACCACCCAUAACCAAGCAAAAUUAAUAGAAUGUAAAAUAACCAUGGAAUAUGUAUGAAAACAAAUAUUUUUACUUAC
Messenger RNA from Sitophilus oryzae (rice weevil), 576 nucleotides. RefSeq lists its product as uncharacterized. The coding region runs from base 94 to 510 and encodes 138 amino acids. The transcript is spliced from 3 exons. The record is from RefSeq and is a predicted model, not a curated record. NCBI's taxonomy places the organism in Eukaryota, Metazoa, Arthropoda, Insecta, Coleoptera, Curculionidae.